Messenger RNA from Meloidogyne enterolobii, 510 nucleotides. Lineage: Eukaryota; Metazoa; Nematoda; Chromadorea; Rhabditida; Meloidogynidae. The record is from the annotation of a GenBank genome assembly.
AUGGCUGUUCUAUUUUUACUUUUUGCAAUAGCUUCUUUAAUGUUAUUCGGCACUUGUUAUGAUGUUUAUGUACAUAGACCGCUAGAAAAAAGCUUAAAAAUUCAGCGACUAAAAAUAAAUGGAGGUAAUGGAAAGCCUGUUAGUGUAGAGCCGCAAUCAAAAUUUGUUACAAUUAUUAGGCUAUUUUCUGUGGCUCGUAAUUUGGACUAUAUUUUGGACACAAGAAUGGAGGAAGGACAGAUUCGGUGUUUACACGGGGCCAGAUUCCUGAGCAUGUGCUGGUACUACUAUAUCUGUACGAGUUUAACAACCGAUAAUUUACUUCAAACCAUGCAAGAAUUUACCAAAUUUUUUUAUAAUCAAAUGGUUGUACAGGCACCUCUAGCUGUAGACUCUUUCUUUUUACUUAGUGGAUUGCUUACUUCUUAUAUUUUUCUUGUAAAACUACAAAAGAAACAAUUUCGGUUAAAUUCAUUCAGCACCUGGUUAGUUUACAAACUAAUUUUUUAA